AUGAGUCUCCCUGAGGCGCAACAGGGAAGAAUAGCGACAAUAUGGGGUAGUUUGAUUAUCUAUUCUUGUUGUGCAACUGCUGUCAUUUAUGCAUUCCUUGGACUAUUUGCUUGUCGUCGUCUGAUUCGCGCUAACUGGCGUUGGGUGUUAAUCGUAGCUCUUUACCUUAUUGUUGGUAUGUUGCAUGCAUUUUUAUCUCUGGCGAUACUUUGUGUGGCGGUGGCCUGUAUAUUUUGGACCUUCGGUGAUAGAAGGAUAAGUACUAUCGAGACGAUUGCAUAUGCAGCAGUGAUGGUUGUGUUGACGAUUUUCUUUGCUUUGGGACGAAAGUCAAUUCUAUACGCCUUGUGA
Molecule: messenger RNA, 351 nt
Organism: Trypanosoma theileri
Lineage: Eukaryota; Euglenozoa; Kinetoplastea; Trypanosomatida; Trypanosomatidae
Exons: 1
Coding region: 1-351 (116 amino acids)
Source: RefSeq, a predicted model, not a curated record